Molecule: messenger RNA, 4958 nt
Organism: Enhydra lutris kenyoni (northern sea otter)
Lineage: Eukaryota; Metazoa; Chordata; Mammalia; Carnivora; Mustelidae
Product: toll like receptor adaptor molecule 1
Exons: 2
Coding region: 194-2485 (763 amino acids)
Biological process (GO): positive regulation of canonical NF-kappaB signal transduction; lipopolysaccharide-mediated signaling pathway; positive regulation of cytokine production involved in inflammatory response
Molecular function (GO): protein kinase binding
Source: RefSeq, a predicted model, not a curated record
CCGCGGGCACCGUCGCCAGGCCGCCAGCCCCUGCGCAGAAGAUCGAUGGAGCGGGACCCCGGGUCUACGGCCGUGUCCCCCGUGAGACUCGGUAUGGUGAGCCCGUAGGGGACUCCGAGCAUGCGGGAAGGCCAGUGGUGUGGAACAUGCCUCCGCCACCCAGUGCUUCUGCUUCCCAGGGCCACACCCACCCAUGCCCAUGGCCUGCGCGGGCCUGUCGCUCUCCAGCGCCUUUGACAUCCUAGGUGCCGCGGGCCAAGGCAAGCUCCUGCAUCUCAAGCACAAGCUGAAGACCCUGCGGCCGGGCUGCCGGGGGGCGGACCUCCUGCACGCCAUGGUGCUCCUGAAGCUGGGCCAGGAGACGGAGGCCAGGAUCUCCCUGGAGGCGCUGCAGGCAGAUGCAGUGGCGCGGCUGGUGGCCCGCCAGUGGGCCGGCAUGGACAGCACCGAGGCCCCAGAGGAGCCCCCAGACUUGUCCUGGGCAGUUGCCCGGGUGUACCACCUGCUCACCGAGGAGAAGCUGUGCCCGGCCGCUAUGCGGGACACGGCCUACCGGGCUGCCCUCCAUACUUUCCGCUCCAGGGAUGACCACCGGCUCGCCGAGCUCCAGGGAGAGGCCCAGGACCGGUGUGGGUGGGGCAUCAUCGGGGACCCAGGGAGCUUCCAACCCCUUCACUCUGACCUGGGCUGCUUGCCAGCCUCCUCAGCGUCACCCUCAGGCACCCGCAGCCUCCCGCAGCCCAUAGAGCACCUCUCGGGCUGGAGCAGAGGGCGUUCCCUGAGAUCCACCGGCAGCCCCUCCUCCCUGGCCAGCAAUCUGGAAAUCAGCCAGUCGCCCACCCUACCCUUUCUCAGCCAUCCCGGCAGCUGCCAUGGGCCCAGCAAGCUGUGUGACGAGCCCCAGGCCAGCCCAGUGCCCGAGCCUGCCCCCACGGGCUACCAGGAGCCUGAGGAGGUGAGCUGGCCACCGUUGGAAGAGACGGUCAGCCCCCCAUCCAUGGAGACUGCCAGCCCCCCACGGAGGGAGACCGUCAGCCCCUCAUCUGGGGAGAGUGCCAGCCUCCCAUUGGGGGAGACUGACCGCCCCCCAUCCAGGGAGAGUGACAGAUCCCCGGUGCUACCAAGCAGCCCAGUCCCUAGGGUUACUAAACUGGUCCCAGAUGCAAGCCAUGCUGGCCAGCCAGAUGCCCCCAGAGCUCUGGAAAUCAGCACCCACUACCUCGUGGAGUGCACCGAAGAGUUGGGAGGCCCGAAAUCUUCCUCCUUGGCCUCCAGAAACCCUUGCCCUGACAAGGACCAGACCCCACUCCCACUUCCUGUGGAAGAUAAGGCUUCCCAGGUGGCCAGCCCACGCCCACCCAUGCCGCCAGCCCCGCCCACGUCCUCUCCGGGCCCUCCUCCGUCCACCCUUCCUUCCCCCGGCCUGGCGUCCAGCCCCUGCCCCCCUUCUCCCGAGCUGGAGUCAGAGCAGAAAUUCUAUAACUUCGUGGUCCUGCACGUCGCCGCGGAUGAACACAUCGCCCUGAGGGUUCGGGAGAGGCUGGAGGCCCUGGGGGUUCCCAAUGGGGCCACCUUCUGCGAAGAUUUCCAGGUGCCCGGGCGGGGUGAGCUGCAUUGCCUGCAAGAUGCCAUCGACCACUCGGCCUUCACCGUCCUGCUGCUCACCCCCAGCUUCGACUGCCACCUGGGCCGCCACCAGGCCAGCCAGUCGCUGAUGAGCAGCCUCAUGCGGGAAGAGUGGCAAGGCUGCGUGAUCCCCUUCCUGCCGCGGGAGAGCUCCCGGGCCCAGCUGAGCCCGCACACGUCCAGCCUGCUCACCGGCCUGGUGUGGCUGGACGAGCACUCCCAGAUCUUUGACAAGAAGGUGGCCAACACCUUCAAGCAGCAGAAGCUACGAGUCCGCAAGGCCCAGUGGAAGAAGGAGCAGGAGGUCCGGGCCCUGCAGGAGCAGUGCCGGCACCUGGAGGGCGAGCGGCAGCAGGUGGCCAAACUGAACGCCGCCUACUCGGCCUACUUCCAGAGCUGCUGGAGCUGGCAGGAGCAGAUGGAGGCCCUGCGGGCGGCCUUCGGGAGCCACAUGCCAUUUGGGACACAGAUGUCCCCCGGGGGCCCGGGGCCUAUGGGCGCCCCCCCGCCCUUUCCCUUCUGGCCGGGCCACCAGCCACCCCCGGGGCCUGCGUGGGUGGCCGGCUCGCCCGCGUCAGCCUUCCCGCCGCCCCCGGCCUUCUUGCCGCCCCCCGCCUUCCCGCCGCACCCCGGCUUCCCGCCUCCCGGCCCCGCGCCCCCCCAGAGCCCCGGGCUGCAGCCCCUGAUCAUCCAUCACGCCCAGAUGGUGCAGCUGGGCCUCCACAACCACAUGUGGAACCAGAGAGGGACCCAGACGCCCGAGGACAAGACGCAAGGGGCAGAGGGGCCGGGAGGCGGGCAGGAGGACCCGGACCUUGGGGACGCUCCCACCGUUUCCAGAGGGGGCAGAGGAGCGUGACGUCGGCCGCCGCUCCGCGGAAACCGUGCAAAGGGGACCCGAUGACUUUCUGGCGCGCACGGUGUCCAGAACUGGACGCGGCAUUUUCGAAUUCUGCCCUGUGUGGUGGUGCGGGGAGCGGGCGGGGGAUGUGGCUACCGUGCUUUAAUUGUGGUAACUAUUUAUUGAAUGUUUCUGCGGUGCCGAUCUCCUCUGGGAGACGACUUCUGUUCCCAAAAAAGUGAACCCGAGAAGAGGAGCGGGCUUCUCCGCGUGUGAGGCAGGGACCCGUCACAGUGUGCGGUUUCUCGAAUAUCAUUGGCCAGAGCGUAGUCACGUGGUACCUCGGGUACAAGGGACGUUGGGAAAUGUAGUCUUCUGCUGGGCCAAGCGCUUUGCUUAAAGUUUUGGUUCUAAUACAAGAGAACAGGGAAAGAAAAGACACAGCAUUUAGCACCCACUGCUGUAGCCCCUCUUUUUUGGGCUUCUUUUGGCCGCGGGGUCCUGCUUUGGUAUGUCGUGCCACCCCUCCACCUCUCUUGGCUCAGAUCUGACCACGUGAUCUUGGGCAAAGGCCUUGGGCUCUCCGAGCCUCCAGUUCUCAUUUGAGAAGUGGGUGUGGUGUUUCAAGGUCAGCAGAUCCUGCGCGAGACACUGAAGCUCGCAGUGUAAGUGCUCAUAAACAGCAGGCCUGGAGGGGACGGGGUUAAUCUUUUCUCAGCGUCACAGACCUUUGAGAAAGAACAGAAUUAACACUUGUUAGGCUUUAAAGAUCUAAACGUAUUUUAUUUUGUUUUCAUUUUUUAAAGUAAUCUCUGCAUCCAAUGGGGGCUCCGACUCAGGACCCUGAGAUCAAAAGUCACAUGCCCCACCCACUGAGCUAGCCUCCCUCUUCUGAACAUAUUUUAAUGCCCCAAAUUGACCUUUCCCAGGGUAGAAGCUUAUAUUGUUGGGCUCAUUUUAGGGAUAGGGCAAAUGGGCUCAAAGGGGUGAAUUUGAGUCCCCACUGGUCACACAGGUCAGAAGUGGAGGAAUUAUAAUUUCCAAGGGAAGGAGUGCAGGAAGGGUGAACUCCAGCCGCCAAGGCCAGGAAAGCUGCCGGCCCCUCCGGCACAACAGGCUCAAUCAUAGUGCUCAAACAUUAACUUGCAAGCCCUUUCCUCCGUUUCCUGAGGCCCCAGAGGGCGGGCGUGGCAGGCCUGGCUGAGUCACCCAUGCUGUCAGAUAUUGCUGGUUAUUUUAGCCACUGACUCAGAUUUUGUUGGGUGUCAGCUUUCUGGAGUCUCUGUGGCACUGAAGUGAAACCGAGGGAGGAGCCUGGGACAGGCUUCCGGGGUGGGCAGAGGUGGGCUGGGUUUGUGGACAGAUGGUUGUCUGAUAGUGGAGGCCAGAGCUAACUGCAAGUAACUGGAUGAUGGUCGUGAACAGGCCAUUUGUUCAUGUGAACAUUUAUUGAGCGCCUACUGUGUACCCAGAUUGACCCAGGCACUGGAGUGCAGUAGCGGCAAAGGCAGAGGCAAUCUAUCCAUUGCUCUUCUUUUAGUUGGAGGUGGAGGGGAGGGGACAGUGGAUGAGUCAUCACAUGAAAUGAGAUAAUUGAAGUGAAUUGAAAGUGAAGGGAUAUUGGAAGAAAUGAACGGUGAGAUGGAGUGUCCUAGGUGGGAAGACUUUGUCCCGAGUGGCCAGGGAGGGCCUCUCUGAGGAGGUGGUGUUAGAGCCAAGACCCGCAGGAAGAGGAGCUGGCCAUGAUGAGACUAGCUUGAGGACCAGGGUGAUUUUCUGGGCAGAGCCAAUAGCUGUGCAAAGGUCCUGGGGCAGGACCCGCCUGUCAUGUUAGAGGAACAGCCAGGAUGCCUGUAUGGCUGGAGGAGAAUGAGAGAGGGAGGAGGACAGGGCAGGGAGGGGACGGUAGCAGGUUCCUGCUGGGCCUUGCGGGCCUCUGGGAGGACUUGGGCUUUUCCCUCAGGGAGGUGGUGUCCCUGAAAGGCUGUGGACAUAAGCCGGCAGGAGCUGACUCAAGUGUUCAUCUGCGUCCUCUGGUGACUGCUCUGGGAAGGCCAGGGCCAGAAGUUGGGCCCCGUCCUGAGCCUGGGACCAGAGCAGUGGCAACAGAGCAGGUCCAGGCCAGCCUUGAUGGGGGCUGGACCUAGGUGGAGGCAGAGGAAGGACAAAUGGGGACAUUCAGAGCGUGAGUCUUUAUUUCAUCCCUGAGACAUUGUGAGACUUGGGACAAGUCACAGCCCUUUCCUGGGUCUCAUCUUUCCCAUCCAUACACAGAUCUAGUGACUUCAGGUCUGGAACUCCAGUACUUUGGAUGUCCCCGUGCCACUGCAGCAUACUUAAAGGACAGGAAUUUUGAAAGCCCUGCGCUGAGGCUUUUGCAUCCUGGCUGAGCUUAUUUUAUCCUCCCAACAGCCCAGGAGCCGGAGACUAUCCUUGUCCCUAGUUUACAGAUGAGGAAACAAAGGCCCAGAGAGGGGAAGUCACUUAUCCA